Messenger RNA from Musca vetustissima, 4342 nucleotides. RefSeq names its product leucine-rich PPR motif-containing protein, mitochondrial (gene bsf). The coding region runs from base 31 to 4299 and encodes 1422 amino acids. The transcript is spliced from 7 exons. NCBI's taxonomy places the organism in Eukaryota, Metazoa, Arthropoda, Insecta, Diptera, Muscidae. Gene Ontology annotation, molecular function: protein binding. The record is from RefSeq and is a predicted model, not a curated record.
AGUAUUACAAAAAUCAUUUAAACGAAAAACAUGGCCUCAAUAUUGAGAACCGGUAAAUUUCUACGGUAUUUUGCUGGUUUUACGCGAAAUGUUGUCGUGAAUACUGUACGGGAGCCGGAUAGCAGCUCUCUGCUUCAGAAUACCACAUGCAUGUGCACACAAUUCCAAAAUGGCUUCGCCAAUGGUCCCGCAGCAGCACCCAAAGCUGAUCUCAGCCUGGACAAACAAAUCAAACGUUUGGAUAAAGAUGUCCGUCGUAUGGGUCGUAUAUCACGCCGAGACAUUGAAGAUGUUCUCGAAGAGAUACGCACACAACGUUCCGCUACCAGCUCUCAAUCACUGUUGGUAAUUAGAUGUUGUGGUAAUUUGGUCCCAGAAGAAUUACCCGAAGUACGCACAGCAUUGGUGCAGGAAAUAUGGAAAACGUUAAAUGCUCUAAAUGUACCCAUGGACAUAUCACAUUACAAUGCUUUGUUGCGUGUCUAUUUGGAAAAUGAACAUCAAUUUUCACCGGCCGAUUUUCUGGCUGAAAUCGAAUCAAAGUCAAUUGAACCGAAUCGGGUGACAUAUCAACGUUUGAUUGCUCGCUACUGUCAGCAAGGUGAUAUUGAUGGAGCCACAAGGAUUUUGGAAUAUAUGCGAGCAAAGAAUUUGCCCGUUAACGAGGCCGUAUUCAAUUCAUUGAUUUUGGGACACUCACAGGCUGGUGACAUGGAAUCCGCCAAAGGUAUUUUGUCCGUUAUGAAACAGGCCGGUUUGGAAGCCAGCGCUGAUACCUAUACCACUCUGUUGUGCUGUUAUGCCAAACAUGGUGAUAUGGAUAGCAUCAAUAACACCUUGGCCGAAUGCGAAAAGAAUGAAAUUCUCCUGUUGGACAAGGAUAUUUUAGAUAUUAUCUAUAAUCUUGCCAUUAAUGGUCAUGGUGAUAAGGUGGAUAGUCUUUUGACCAAAUUCCAUCGUUCGGCUGGUUUCAAUCAAGAUUGUGCCAACAUUAUUUUGCGUCUAACCAAUAGCGGCUAUGAAGAUGUUUGCCUUAAGUUGUUGCGUAUUAUGCCACGUGGUAAUCGCCCAGAUGGUCAACCCGUUGAUGUGGGUACAUUCUUUAUACGCCAAUUGGUUAAGGCCAAUCGGCCAGUGGAGAAGAUAUUGGCUAUUUGUAAAACUUUGCAGGAUGAGGGUUUAAAUUCCAAGGCUUUGUUGGUGGCCACUGAGGCUGGCCUAACCCAGGGUUUGGUGAACAGCACCCUGCCUUUGUUAACGGAAAUGAAAAAUGCCGGCAUCCCCGUAAGACAACAUUAUUUCUGGCCCUUGAUUUGCUCUGUGGAACCAAAUCAAAUUGUUGGCAUUUUACGUAAAAUGCAAGAGGAGUUCAAUAUGACCCCAUCCGCUGAGACCAUACGUGAUUAUGUUAUCCCCAACCUCAAGGAAAAGAAUUCCGAUAAAAUCAUAACUUUGUUGCGUGAUGUUGGUGUUUCCAAUGGCACCGCUGCUGCCGCCACUUGCUGUGCUGCCCUCAACAAUCAUCAAAUUAAGGAGGCCGCCACCAUUAUGGAAAACUACAGUGCCAUUUAUAAUCUGCAAACUUUCCGCCAGCCAUUGAUUCAAGCUUUUGGCAAGGUACAAAACUAUGAUGCAUUUGUACAAUGUGCCCGCCAGCUGUAUGAAAGUGCUCAAAAGAAGACUACCACCAAUGCUGCUACUACCACUCCUUCCGCCACAAAGUCCGAACAAGCUAAUGAGGAGGCAGAAACUGAGGAAUUAGAUUUGCCCACCAAUAAUAAGGGAGGUGUUGAUGUUGUUGGCGAUUUGGUGGUGGAUGUUGCCUCAUAUUUCCGUACAGAACGUGUUAAGGUAUUGGAACGUUUGCUGCCCAAAUUGGUGCAACAUGGCUUUACCAUCAGCAAUCAAAAUGCCGAGAAAUUAUCGGAUAAAUUGGGCUCCGAUAUGACCCCCAGUAUUUCUGAAAAUUUGGGUAAAUUAUCUUCGGGUGAAUUGGAAUUGGUACCCCUGAAGAAUGCACCCAAAAAGAGGGGUUUGGAAUCAUUGACUGUGGAGGAACUUGAACGUUUCAUUGCCAAUUUGGAAGCCAAGGGCGAGAAUACAAAUCACAUUAAACGCCAUCUGCUAAAUGCCUGUUUCCGUAGCAAAAAGUUGGAAAAAACCUUGGAAGUUGUUGAACGUUUGGAAAAGGAAAACUAUAGCAUGGGAUCGGGUGUCCAUGCCCAGCUAAUUGAUUUGUAUACCUAUCAUGAACGUGUCUCAGAUGCCAUUGCAACAUACAAUAAAAUUAAAGCCAAAGAACCAGAAUUCCGCUUGGAUACCACCAAAACGGUGGGCAUUGUUGAAGUUCUACUCAAAGAGGAACGUUUUGAUGAUGCCUUGAAAUUCCUAGAGGAGAAUAAGAAACCUCAAUCGGUGGCCGAAAGUGAAAACAAUUACAACAAUGCCUCCAAGGUAUGGCGUAUUUUGAAUGGGUUGGCUGAGACUGGCAACGUAGACAAAUUGCAAAAAAUGUUUGAUGCCUUUGUCAAGGGUAACUUCAUACUGCCCACCAACGUUAUUUUGGGUCCAUUGAUUAAGGUCCACCUGGUCAACGAUAACAUUCCCAAGGCAAUGGAGGCAUUUGAGAAAAUCUGCCAAGAAUACAAAUCGACACCAUGGAAAAAUGAGCUGGCUCGUCGUCUGAUUCAAGCCGAGGACGCGAACAAUUUGCAAAAGCUCACCGAUCUUAGCACCAACAUUCACGGCGAAAUUAACAGCCUUUAUGAUUUGGUGUUCUCUUUUGUGGAAUGUGGCCGUGUAAGACAGGCCCGUAAGAUUUUGGAAACUCCUGGCUUGCGUACCAGACCCCAUCGCAUUGAUACCGCCUGUGAACGUUAUAAGAACGAGGGAAUGGUAGAGCCAUUGGAAGGUUUGAUUGAGGCCACACGUGAUCUAAAUCACAUUGAUCGCAACAAGAUCUACUUCAGCCUCUUGCAAAGCUAUUGCAAGACCGAGGAUACCGACAAAGCUUUGGGCCUAUGGACCAAAAUGCAAGAAGAAAAUAUUACACCCAAUGAUGAGUUCUUGGUUAAAUUGGCUGAAUUGUUGGAAUCCAAGAAUAUCCCAGUACCAUUUAUCGUUGAAACUAAACAACAGAUACGUAAAUCGAAAAUAGCCGCUGUGGCCAAGGCCGCUGAGGAAUCUGUAAAGAAACCCGCUGCAGAAAAGUUGUCGAAGAAAUCAACAGCCACUCCUGCUAAAGCCGUGGAAAACAAAACUCCCUCCAACAUCUCUUUGCUACGCAAGGCAUUGAAAAACAACGAUUUGGAAGCUGCCCUUGAAGCCAAAAAUCAAUUGAAACCCAAUGAACAACCCUCGCUAAUGGACAACUCACAUUUGAUUGAAUUGUUGGUGCGGGCUGAUCGUCUCAGUGAAGCCACCAAAUAUGUCAAUGAAAUGUUGGCCUCCAAACUCUAUCCCUUGCCCAAAGUGUUUAAAUUCUAUUUGAAUCGCAUUGCCAACAGUGGUGAUUUGGAGACCAUGCAAAUUAUUGGUCAACAGCUUAACGAGGAACAAAAGCGCAUUAUUUCCUUUGACAAUCGUUACUGCCACGCCAAUAUUGUGGCCGGCAAGGGUGAACAAUAUUUCAAGAAAUUGAGUGAUGAUUUGGCUGCCACCAAAACCCCACAAGAAGUUGCCAAAUUGGCUGAGACAUUCCCACGCGGUGGAGCUUUGGGUAUUUUGGACAAGCAUCCCGAAUUGGUGGAUCAAUUCCAAAAACUCGCCGAAGACUAUGCCAAACACAAUCAAUUGGGUCCCAUGAAUGUCUUAUGGAUUCAUCACAUUUCCAAGGGCAAUGAGGCCGUCUCAAAAAGCAUUUGGGAAAAAUAUCUCUCCAGUGCCCCACGCCUAAUGUUCCAACGUGUGCUGCAAACGGCUCGCGAUCAAAACGACGACAAAUUGGCCGAAAGUGUCAUCAGUCAGUUGCGUGAAUCGAAAAUAUCCGAAGGUGCCAUUGGCAACGCCUAUUCCUGUUUAAUUGACAUACAAACGGCCAAGGGUAAUUCAGGCAAAGCUUUGGAAACUCUCAAGACCGCCAUUAAAGAUGUAUGUUUAGAACACAUCAAUCGUACCGCAUUGCUGCGUCUGAAAUCUGCUCUGGAAGCCGAAAACAAAGAAUUCCCCUACACCAUACCCGAUAAGAAGGCCAAUGCCAAGGGUCAAUCUUCUUCGUCGUCUUCGUCGAGCAGCGACGAUGAUGUUACACCAAAACGACCCGAAACUAGACCCACAAAACCAUCUCAAAAAGAUGCUUAGAUUGACAUUAAUUUAAGUUUUGUUUUUAAAAAAACGUAGUAGU